AUGUCUUAUCCCCAGGGCCAACAACAAGGUUACUACGGUGCACCGCCGCCAGCAGGACAGUAUGGGCAGUACCCGCCGCCUCAGCAGCAAAUGGCCUACCAGCCUGCCCCACCGAUGCCACCACAGAAAGAGAAGAAGGACAGAGGAUGCCUGGUAGCUUGGUGA
Cucurbitaria berberidis CBS 394.84 is the source of this 165-nucleotide messenger RNA. RefSeq lists its product as uncharacterized. The record is from RefSeq and is a predicted model, not a curated record. Lineage: Eukaryota; Fungi; Ascomycota; Dothideomycetes; Pleosporales; Cucurbitariaceae. The coding region runs from base 1 to 165 and encodes 54 amino acids. The transcript has 2 exons.